Messenger RNA from Odontomachus brunneus, 2324 nucleotides. It is a transcript of the gene Rpn1, whose product is annotated as dolichyl-diphosphooligosaccharide--protein glycosyltransferase subunit 1. Gene Ontology annotation, cellular component: membrane; oligosaccharyltransferase complex. Lineage: Eukaryota; Metazoa; Arthropoda; Insecta; Hymenoptera; Formicidae. Bases 186 to 2012 code for a protein of 608 amino acids. The transcript has a single exon. The record is from RefSeq and is a predicted model, not a curated record.
GAUAAGCACCAUGUUGCCGGCCACGUCUGUAUAUCGAUACGGCCACGAGCGCCAUACUCAAGAUCUCUUUUUACCGUAGAUAACCAUUGUUAACGUACCUUACAGGACCGGCAGUAAGAAAGACCCACGUGUCAUCGCUGUCAAAUAUUCCGACCAGCAGCGCGUGAAGGAGUCAACUACCAGAGAUGUCCCGGUUGCGUGUGAGCGCGCUGAUAUGCAUUCUUGUGCUGAGCGUGUGCUCGCACGUACACACCGCCGUCGACUCUAACCUCGUAGACCCGGAUUUGAUGGUGAGGAAUGUCGAGCGGCACAUUGACCUGCAGUCCCAGCUGACGAAAAUCACGACCCGCGUGGUGCUGGACAACGGCAGCAAAGAUCGUAGCACGUCGAAUUUCCUUUUCUGCUUGGACGGCGUGCAGAGAAAGUCUCUGAGCUACAUAGCGGCUCACAUCGAGCCCGGUAAGCUGGAGCUGAAGGUCGCGGAGACCAAGGUGGAGGCGCAUCGCGACAAAGUCUUCUUCUCCGUCGAUCUGGCCAACCACUUAGCGCCACGGCGCACACUCACUAUCGAGAUAGAGACUGUUCUCACGCACGAGCUUGUGCCUCACCCCAAGAGUAUCUCUCAGCAGGAGAAGCAAUUAGUUAAGUACACAGGCAACGUGUACGCCUACCUGCCGUAUGCGGUAACCAAGCAGACCACCUACGUAGGCCUGCCAUCGCGCAACAUCGAGAGCUACACCAAGGUUAAGCCAGUGUCACAGACUGGCUCAGCGAUAGUCUACGGUCCAUUCGAGAAGCAACCGCCGUACGCUCACACGGAACUAGUGGUGCACUUUGAAAACAACAACAAAUUUCUCACUGUUACUAGGCUCGAGAGAACCAUUGAGAUCUCUCACUGGGGCAAUAUCGCCGUGGAAGAACACGUCGACCUCCUGCACACCGGAGCUCUCCUGAAGGGUCCCUUCUCUCGCUACGACUAUGCACGCGAGUCUAAGUCGGGGCAAGCCAGCAUCCAGAGCUUCGACACCAUCUUGCCGGCGGCCGCGUCGGACAUCUACUACCGGGACGAGAUCGGCAACAUCUCGACGUCGCACACUCGCGUGAAGAAGGACUCAGUGGAGCUGAACCUGAGACCGAGAUUCCCGUUGUUCGGCGGCUGGAAGACUCGCUACACCAUCGGCUACAACGUGCCCAGCUAUGAGUAUCUGUUUCACGCGGGCGAUCAGUAUACCCUGGAGAUGAGGCUGCUGGAUCACGUCUUCGACGACAUGGUCGUGGACGAGAUGGUGCUGAAGAUCAUUUUGCCGGAGGGCGCGCGCAAUAUACAGCUGGAGCUGCCGUACCCGGCCACUCGCCUCCGGGACUCCUUGCACUACACAUACUUGGACGUGACCGGUCGACCCGUGGUAUCGGUGACCAAGAAGAAUCUCGUAGAAAAUCACAUCCAAAACUUCCGCUUGAAGUACACGUUCCCGCGUCUGCUAAUGCUGCAGGAGCCGCUCUUGGUUGCUAUAGCGUUAUAUCUGUCGUUCCUCAUGGUGAUUACGUACGUCAGGUGGGACUUCUCCAUCGACAAGGACGAGGCGUCGGAGAGCAGGUUGCGCAUUGCCGGCCAAUUCGAGAAGCUCAUGGUCGCGCAGGAUCGCCGGAUCAGUUCGUAUAACAAUCUGGAAGACCAGUUGGCGAGUUUGAAGACCAACAAGGACGUCAACGCAUUUCUCGCCGUGGUGAAGGGCAUCAAUCAGGAGUACAAGGCUGCCACCGGCGCGGUCAAUGAAAUUGCGCAGAAACUGAAGGGCGAGUCCAACGAUGUUUACGAGCGCUUGCAGGAGCUGCAAAAAGUCGACCGGUCAUUGAAGGAGAUCUAUAAUCAGCAGCAGGCUUUGUACGUGGAUAAGCUGGUGCCGGGCAAGAUUGGCCGGCAGCAGUUCGUCGAGGCCGAAUCAGCGAUCAUGAAGAAGAAGGAUGAAUACGCUGAAAAGACCAAUGCGAUCAUCAGGUCGUUGCGAUAAUGCGAUCAUUCUUUCGCGAGUCGACAAAGACUUAACGAUACAGAGAAGAGCAAGAGAAGAGCAGAAGAGACGAGGACGAUGCAUUUGUGAUGCAGCAACGUCCCCGGCAUUCUCAUGUCACGCGACAGUGUUAAUACAUUUCAUGCAAAUGAGCCAACGAAGGAUUCCAUGCAUUUAAUGCAUUUUGCACUAUGAGAAAAACUAUAUAUCAUAAGUUAAGAUUUAUAACAAAUAUAUGUAGGGAAGAAAAAUAUGGUUUUCUCUCUUGUUUGCUACAGUAGGUGUUUUGAAUAAAGUGUUUGUUAAAAAGAU